AAUUUAUGUAUUAGCAAAAAUGGAUUACUAAUCUUUAAAAUGAAAUAUUUCAUUUAUGUUGUAUCAAGCGCCACUCUGCGUGAUUUAUACGCAACUGUUCGAUAUUCAAACGAUAAAAAUGCUCCCGUAUUUUAUAACUCCAUUACUUUAUGGUUAAUUUAACGGUUACUAUGACGUACCGAAUUACGAAAAGAUUCGAAACGUUAUGAAGAAUAAUUUAUUAAAGAUAAUUAUAUCUUUAACGAAAUAUAAUUUCCAAACAAAGUAAUAAACGUAAUAACGAUAUAUCAUUUUAAAAGUAUACAUAUAAAUAUAGUAAGUACACAUAUAAUAUUGGCUCCAAUUUUAAUGGAGUCUAUUUAGUUCGAAUCUAUAUGCACCUGUAAGUAUUUAAAUCCGAGUACUUCAAUAAUAUAUGUAAAGACAUGAGUUAUAACUGCACCUGUUUAAUACAUCCAUGCAAUUUUAUAGAACGCUUUAGAACUUUGCCAAAUUGGAUUGCAACAAAGUAGCAACGAUAAAGGUGAAGCUCGCGUUGCAUAUUAUUUUAAACAAGAAAGUUCACCAUUUUCGUCAAAAUACAGAGACGCCAUAGUAGACACCUGCAAGCUUUCAACAGCAAGCGAAACAAGGUCGCGAAUCUAAAGAGAAGUAUCGUAUCCAUCGAGAAGAAAGUGGUCCCUGAUAAGUGAUUUACAGACAACGGCCACAUUUCAAGCUAGACAAUACUUGUGAAUCAUACUCUUAUACCAACAAAGAAGAAGACCCCUGCAAACGCAAACCAUCGUAACAAGAUGUUGAUAAAACGCGUUAACUAUUGAGGAAAGAAAGUGAAAGCAACAGAGUGAAAACUCGAAUGUAGAGACUAGAAGAAAACUGAGGAGAAAAAUGGGCACGAAAGUACUCAUCGAAAUGCAGCAGCAGUUGAGGCAUGCAGUGUCUAGUACGGAAAACGCACCGAGCAGUACAAAAAAUCUAGACGAUUUAAUGGACAUCGAUAACUCAGUAUUUCUAGUCUUCGAGGAUGUUUCCUACAAAGCACGUCCAUGGAUCCUUUCCAGAGAGAAGACCGAAUUGCUGAAAAACUUGAGCGGUGAAUUUAGAGCUGGCGAACUGACCGCAAUUAUGGGAUUAUCGGGCGCUGGAAAAUCUACGCUGAUGGAUGUUUUAGCAGGCUUUAUAACAUCCGGCGUCACUGGGAAUAUUAUGGUCAAUUCGAAAGCUAGGAACCUUGAUGAAUUUCGAAGGCUGUCUGCAUAUAUAAUGCAAAACGAUAAUUUGCAACCACUGUUAACGGUACAGGAAGCUAUGAACGUCGCUGCAGAACUCAAGCUUACCGCUAGUCCUCAACAAAAGAAACAGAAGAUUGAGCAAAUUCUAAUCACAAUGAGUCUCGACAUAUGUCGUCACACUCGUACAGGGCAGCUCAGCGGUGGAGAAAGAAAGAGGCUAGCAAUUGCGCUGGAAUUACUUAACUGCCCACCGAUUUUGUUUCUCGACGAGCCUACUAGUGGAUUGGAUAGCGUCACUUCAAAAUAUUGUAUAACGUUGCUAAAACAAUUGGCAAAGUCAGGACAAACAGUAAUUUGUUCGAUUCAUCAACCGAGUGCCUCGCUGUUGAAUAUGGUCGACCAUCUGUACGUGGUAGCGGAUGGAAGUUGCGUUUAUACGGGUAGCACUCAGAAUUUAGUGCCUUAUUUGAGCAGCCUUGGCUUGCAAUGUCCGACGCAUUAUAAUCCAGCUGACUACCUGAUGGAGAUUUGUAAUGGAGAUUACGGUAAGCACGUACCGGGAUUAAUAGACGCUAUCGAAAAUGGAAAGAACAAUGCGUGGAGGUCAACGAGCAAUGUAACCACCGCCAAUCGUCAAGAGGAAGUAAUCGCUUUAAACGUGAUGGCUUCGUUCCAAGCACUUCGACAACGACCUCCGAUGGCAGCUGAUUAUGCUCCUAGACGCAAAGGCUCUGAAUACGCUACGAAUUUUUGGAAACAGUUAAUCGUUCUACUCAAAAGGAACACAAUUAGACUUUCUCGCGAUAAGGUAUUAACUUUCACACGGCUCUCGAUGCAUUUCGUCAUUGCCCUCCUUGUCGGCACUAUUUAUUUCCAAAUCGGGCAGGAUGCUGUGUACGUGCUGGAUAAUUUCAAUCUUCUGUUCUUCAAUAUAAUGUUUCUCAUGUUUAGUGCAUUCAGUGCAACUGUAACUACAUUUCCCUUGGAGUUACCAAUUAUUAUGCGUGAACACUUUAACCGGUGGUACAAGUUGCACUCAUUUUACUUAGCCAACAAACUGGCCGACAUUCCAAUUCAACUUACUGCAAUUUCCUUAUACAUUCUCAUAGUAUAUUACAUGAGCGAUCAAUUACUGGAACUGCGGCGGUUUUGUAUGUACACGUUAAUGUGUUGCGCGGUCAGUAUUGUUGCUCAAACAUUUGGACUAUUAGUUGGAACGGGGAUGAAAGUUCAGCAUGGUAUGAUUUUUGGACCACUCACAAUUCUUCCAUUUCUGAUAUUUAGUGGAUUUUUUGUCCAAUUCAGACAUGCUCAUCCGUAUCUACGUUGGCUGUUCCAUUUAUCGUUUCUGAAAUACGGUUUCGAGGGUGUAAUGAUAGCUAUUUAUGGUUACAACAGACCAAAGCUUUCAUGUUCAGAUGUUUACUGUCAUUUUGCAGUACCAGAGAAGCUACUGAGUGCCAUGGACAUGACACAAGCCGAUUAUUGGUUUUCUUUUUUCGUACUGACUGCGUUAUAUAUCAUCUUGGACAUAGCAACGUUUACGUUGCUAAAACUUAAGCUGGAGAAACGCGUAUAAUAAAAAGCAACAAUACCAAUGUUAUGAGUGAGAUUUUAAUGAAAUAGGUUUAUUAUAAGCAACUCAUGUUGUGUUCACUGUAAAUAGAACAAUAUAAACAAAUUACCAUCAAAGACUGAUUUGCUUUUAAAAUAUUCUGUGUAAAAAGAAAUGAAAGUUUUAUAAAGAUUAUUUGUAAAAAUGAUCAUAAUUGCAUUUACUGCCGUUUUCAAAUAAAAGGUACAAUUGCUAAUUGUAAAAGGUGAUAUAUAUACCCAUGCAUAGCAGGUUUGCAUGGAUUAGGGGGCAAAAGAGACGAACGAGCUUCCACUCUUUCUUGUUCCUUGUGUGAACAAGGAACACAGGAAGGAUAGCCUCUUGUGUAAUACACGCGAUUGUUUAACAGCGAGACAAGAUUAAAAGUUCUGUUACCUUGAGAUAGCGUAUCUCGCAUCAAUGAUAUUUUUUAAUUCCAUACCAUAUGUUUACUGUUAGAUGAUAAGAAUACAAUUUUUAUAUAAAUUGCUGUCAUGCAAACCAUAAUGUUCUGCAGAGUA
Molecule: messenger RNA, 3347 nt
Organism: Megachile rotundata (alfalfa leafcutting bee)
Lineage: Eukaryota; Metazoa; Arthropoda; Insecta; Hymenoptera; Megachilidae
Product: ATP-binding cassette sub-family G member 4
Biological process (GO): transmembrane transport
Cellular component (GO): plasma membrane
Molecular function (GO): ATP binding; ATP hydrolysis activity; ABC-type transporter activity
Source: RefSeq, a predicted model, not a curated record